CAUUUUGUCUUUCUAUUUCCGAUUUGAUCAGCAUGAAGGCCAAGGGUGUUGCGGUUAACUUUUUCAUAAAGAAAAUUAAUUUAAAACCUUUAAAAACCAUUAAAUUUUCAUUUGAUCCAUAUCACAAUGGAGUGCGCUCAAUACGAGAGAUGAUGUGCAUUGUAAAUUCACCAAAGAUGAUAGAUACCAAUCAAAGUAUAGUAACUAAGGUUGACAUCAAAAGUGACAGAAGCAAUCCAGAGAUGAAGCUCGAUUUUGCUGAUGGUCAGACAGUAAUUUUCAAAACCGAACAUUUAAGUACAAUGAUAAUUGCACAAAAACUUGCUAAACUGUGUCAAGAGAGACUGGAAACUGUGACUGUUGGAGAAUCAGCCAUUUUUGCUUCAGCCAAACCAGGAAAGAUUGGGAAGAAAAAAUAAACAUAUGUUUUUUGUAUUAUUUGUAUGACUCUUUUGUAUAAAUACAUGUUCAUCUUA
Molecule: messenger RNA, 476 nt
Organism: Magallana angulata
Lineage: Eukaryota; Metazoa; Mollusca; Bivalvia; Ostreida; Ostreidae
Exons: 3
Coding region: 33-419 (128 amino acids)
Cellular component (GO): mitochondrial large ribosomal subunit
Source: RefSeq, a predicted model, not a curated record